CAGCCGUUUGUUUUGCGGUGGUGUUGAGGGGGCGGCUGACGGACAGGCCUCCGCUUCUGAACCCUUCCCGGAGCUGACCCCUAUCAUACUGCAUUAACUUGCUGGUUACUAUGAAGAUGUUCUAAUUGUCUUGUCUGCCUUCUGACAUGCAAAAACAUUGUGCUAGGAACACAAAAUAAAUGAUCUAAGUGCUUUGAACUUCCUUGGUUAGCUUUUCAAAGGCUACUGUGAAAGAAGUGCCACUAGGACAACCUUUAUGAUAUAUUUUUUGAGCAUCUAGAAUACUAUAGAAAAAAAGAUCAAGAAACCAUAUACAGUACUGUCCAAGGAGAACAAUGUACUAAAGUGCCUUUAUUGGAAAAGAAGCAAGAGUUUUAAUUUGUCUUCAAAAGGAGGAUGAAUAGUGAGGAAGAGUUUUAUGAUGCUGUUACAGGGUUUGAAUCAGAUGAUUCUGAAACUAGAAUGGGUCCAAUGGUGUCAGGUGAUUCAUUGAGUUUUUGCAGCAAAAGUGGAAGCAGUACAUCUGAACAGAAUGUUCACAACCGAGAACCGACACAAGAAAAUGGAAUUAAAAAACAUAGAACUGCUUUACCAGCUCCAAUGUUUAGUAGAAAUCAAUUGAGUUUGUGGAGCAUUUUAAAGAAGUGCAUUGGAUUGGAGUUGUCAAAAAUUACUAUGCCCAUUAUAUUCAAUGAGCCUUUGAGCUUUCUGCAACGAAUUACAGAAUACAUGGAGCACACGUACCUCAUUCACAAGGCUUCUAUGCUUUCUGAUUCGAUAGAGAGAUUGCAGACUGUCGCUGCAUUUGCAGUUUCUGCAGUAGCGUCUCAGUGGGAAAGGACUGGAAAGCCAUUCAACCCACUACUUGGUGAAACCUAUGAACUUAGGAGGGAUGACCUCGGUUUUAGGCUUAUAUCCGAACAGGUUAGCCAUCAUCCACCAAUCAGUGCAUUUUAUUCAGAAGGUAUUAAUCAGGAUUUUGUUUUCCAUGGUUCUAUCUAUCCAAAGCUUAAAUUUUGGGGAAAGAGCGUAGAAGCAGAACCACGAGGAACGAUCACACUAGAACUUAAUAAGCACAAUGAGGCCUAUAGUUGGACAAAUCCUUCAUGUUGUGUACAUAAUGUUAUAAUUGGCAAACUAUGGAUAGAACAAUAUGGAACGGUAGAAAUCAUGAAUCACAGUACUGGUGAAAAAUGUUGGCUGCAUUUUAAACCAUGUGGACUUUUUGGAAAAGAACUGCACAGAGUUGAAGGAUACAUUCAGGACAAAAGUAAAAGGAAGGUGUGUGUGAUAUAUGGCAAAUGGACUGAAUGUCUGUGGUGUGUGGACACUAACACAUAUGAGACCUACAAGAAAAACGAUAAGAAGGGUGGAGAACAAAAGAAAUUUAAGGAGCUAGAAGAUGAUGUACGAGCCGAAAAUGACGAAGCUGAUGACAUGCCUGAAAUUCAGGAAACUGUACAAGUUAUUCCUGGAAGCAAACUACUCUGGAGGAUAGCAGCAAGGCCUUCACACUCUUCUCAGAUGUAUAAUUUCACUAACUUUGCAAUGAUGCUGAAUGAACUGGAUGAAGAAAUGAAGAGUGUUUUAGCUCCAACAGAUUGUCGUUUUCGACCAGAUAUCCGAGCUAUGGAAAAUGGCAAUAUGGAUUUUGCUGGUGCAGAGAAAGAAAGGUUAGAAGAAAAACAACGGGCUGCUCGUAAAGACAGAUCCAAAAAUGAAGAGGAAUGGAGAACCAGAUGGUUCCGACAGGAAAUCAAUCAGCACACACGAACAACAGACUGGAUUUAUACAGGGAAGUACUGGGAAAGAAAUUAUGAAGAUUGCCCUGAUAUUUACUGAGGAUUUUUGUUCUCAAAAGUAUCAUUGAAUGUCGAUCAAAUGACUUUAACAUUUCUACUACUUCUAAAUCUUCUACCCUGGUUUUGCCUGUUUUGCUUUUAUUUUGUUUAACUUACACUGAUAUCAGUCCCAGAAUCUCUGUAACUAUAAUGUUUAUGUGCAAUAACCGAAAAGAGGUUCUGGAAAAUUUCUCCCGGCUAUUCAUAUAUAAAUAAUACAAUAGUUGAAUUGUUUUGCUAGCAUUUCUAAUCUGACAUAAUUGGGUGCAACUUCUGAGAUUCGAGGAUUACAGUAGAAAUGCUUAAUUGAGCCUCAUCUGCCCCUCCCACACCCCCACUCCCCCAGAUGGCUAAUUGAAUUUUUCCACUGUGUAACUGAGCCAUGAAGAUCGGUGGGGGGUGGUGGGGUCCAGAUUUGAUCCCUAAGCUAGCUAAUUUCAGCUGGGUAUGGCACUAUAAAGGGUAGUUUCUUCCCUGGGUUAGGUAGAGAUAAGCUGCCAAGGGGUGGUAGGGAUAGCGUGCCGAGGGGAUCACACCCCUGAUGCUAUCGAGUGGCUGUUGUUGGUUGAAAUAUGCAUGUGUGAGCGAUGGAUGAGGAUAAAAUUGGAUGCAAAUAUGAAGCUGCUUUUGGUGAAAUAACCUGCAGACAGUCACUACAAAGGCUCACAGUGAGUAAUGGCGACUUGGAUGAAGUACCGGAGACCAGCUGGUGCCCAUGGAACGACAUCGAAGGGUGUCUUCACGAGAGAAAUGAGGGAAACUUGGCAAGAUAAAAGAAGUAGGCUUUUUUUUAAAAAAGAUGCUUUGGUGGUUAUGACUUGAAAACUAGGUACUUGCGUUUUAAAUGCUUAAUCAAAAUAAAUCAGUAUACGUUGGUCAGAAUAAAGGUUACAAUUCCACUAGAAUGGUGUAUAAACAUUAACUUUGUAUUGCUUUUUCCUUCAUUUGUUUCCCAAGAAGUAGAAUUUCACAUCAGUGCAGAAGUGUUGAUCUGUACAUGAAAUGAUUGCAAUUUAAUGAAGAUUUUAAUAAAUGUGUUGGGAUUGGGAAAAGGAAUCGGCUCAAAAAAGAGCUGCAUAAAUGGGUUCCCAGUAACCAGACUAUUGUACUGAAGCUUAUUAGAUGCUUUCCAUUAACCUAUAAAUUGGUGAAGGCUGUUAAGCAGCCCGACAACCUAAACAGUUCAGUGGUGUUGCACACCUUAAUGUCAAAAAAUCUUUCAUGAAAGAGCCCUUUUGUUGAUUUUAUUUUUGCUGUGAAUAUGAAUAAAUUUUCUCACUUCAGAUUUAGUGUUGCUUCUUUGAAAUUUAGACUUUUAAUCCAUGUGUUCCUUACCUGAAGUAUUGCUCUCAGGAUGAAUGCAUUUUUUGGCUGCCUAGAACAGAAUUUCAUGUAAUGAACUUCUGUUUUUAGUAAUAGUAUAUCUUUGGCAAUCUGUCAGCACAUCAGUGGGGGAAAGGUUUUUUUUACAAGUCUUAAAAGUUUUUAGAUUUUAAAGAGUACAAAUGUCAGUAGCCCAGUAUCUUUAUCCAUUCCCUUUUAUUUCACUCCCUGACAAUAUCCUCCCUCUCUGUGAGAGUGGCCAUUUGUUUUAUCAAUAGCUGUUUUGCAGUAAUACACUCUAAUGCAUGUUUUGAAUGUCCCCAGAUAUGUACUGCUAUGAAAAUGUAACAAUGCUAGGAGCUGCUUGCAUCAUUGUUUACGUGAAGGUUUGCAAAUUGAGAAACAAAAAAUUUGUACCUAUGUAUAUUUUAUUGCCAAAGUGAUCUUUAUUUGUGUGCUUGUGUGUAGAUGUUCUGAAGCCAUAAUGUUAAAAUGUUAUUUCAACUUGAAUUCACAGAUAUAAUUUUGUGGAAUAGGGAAUCAAAUUGUACAAAGAUAAAAUAUACUUUCACUGGGCUUGAAAUUAUGGGAAUCUUUGCUAAUAAGUUAGUGAAUUGUGCUUACAGUUGAUUGUUGUGAAUCAAUAAGCAGGCUAGAAAUUAAAGAACAGCAGUAGCAACCUCAAAGAUGAGGGAACUGUUGUCUGUUCUCCUGUAAAUCACACUCAACUGUCAUUUUUGAGUUACAGGGAUCAAUUUUCAACUUCCCUUUGUUCAGCCCCUCCAAAAAUUGAUGUUUUUCUGUUCACAUUGGGGAGAAAAAAUCUGAAGCAUUACAUAUUCUCAGAUAUGAUCAGACAUUUAUAAACUAUUUUGAGAACCAGGAAAUACUAAAGUUUUAGCUUCCUGAGAGGAGUACUGAAGUACUCAAGGCAUGGUAAAGUACGACUUUAUAGAAACAAGUCUUUGGACACAACUGUCUGGGGAGAUAUGCAUGCAGAAACAUGCACAGUUAGAUCUAAGCACCAACCUAAGAUGUCAUGGGUGUAAUUAAUCAAUUCUCGAUGCUAUUUGUGUUCUCCAAAUUGUAAAAGAAAUUUCUAGCCAGUUAAUUUGGUGUUGUACUCUAUUGUUCUGUUGUUUGGAUUGAGGUGUACUGAAGUAAAUUGGUCCAGCUGCUGAUAUAUUUUCAGCAGUCUUCUGUAUUCACUUGUAUUGUGCUGAAUAACUUAAUGACAUUCUACAUGUUUAACUGGUAAUAUUUUAACAGCUAGCAUUGCAACUUUUACUUUCCAUAGCACCAUUAGCAAAAACUAUGCAAACGUCAGAUGUAUACUGCUUCCAAAACAAAUCACAGCAGUACAUAUUAACACACUAUUUUUAGUGUCCCAAGGAUUUUCUUAACCUGUAUUUUUUUUUCUCCAGUGCUAAGAUUGCAAUGCACGAAACAUAGACGUUUAUGCAGAUCACAUAGAAUUUUGGUAGUGAAGUGAAAUGUGUCAUUAUAUGACAAGUGAGAAAUGAGAAUACAGAGCUUGCUAUCUGUUAAAUUGGGAUUUGGAAAGAAAACAGUGAUAUUUUUAAAGAGACCCUAUUUAUUUUUGCUAUUAUAUGGGCUGAAGUUUAAAACUACCAAAUGUAUAAUAUCGACUGUUUUAUGGUCCCUUAAAUACUUCCAAUAAUUUUGGCUAAACCUUUUUAACUAUUGCAGAAAUUGGUCUUCUGUAUUUGUGGUACAGAUGUAAAAGCUAGAAUAUAACUUGAUGAGGCAUUUUAUGGUACUAAAGGUUUAAAAGAUAUAAAGUGGUAGAGUAGAUUUAAUUUUUGGUAGUUAUUAACUACAGUCUAAUUACAAAUGGUUCUUAAAAGGGAUAUUGUCUCUUUUCAAAUUAAUCUUGUAAACUUGUCCAGUUUUUACUUUUUAUCCAAUUUGGUAUGUGACUUAUUCCAAAGCCGUCACAACCUGAAUUAUGUUCAUAAUUAUUUUUUUGUAUGGUGUAAUGACAUUUAAUAAAACACUAUUUCAAGUUAAACAAUCUGACCCAUUUUCCAUGCUCCAUAAAAUUGAUAAACUUCCAAAUUAUAAAUACAUGUAAAUUGUUGUAGUCUCUAUAUGGUAUUACUUGAAACAAAAUAAUGUCAUUUUAACUCACUUGACUGGGGAUAAUUUGAGCUGUUUGUGACAAAAAAUGUAAUUCUUUUUUGCUUUCUAGUUUACAACCAAAUAAUCUCAUACACUAUAAUUUGUAUUCAAUAUUGAGCUAUGAAAAGCCAACUGAUUUUGCCUUCCUGGAUAGCUGCUUGGUUGAAUUGUUAAAGAGUUGUUUCUUUGCCUUACUAAAUGUUGCAUGAAGAGUUCAGUUCAUAAAACACAAACACUUAUGUAAAAUUGACUUAUUUUUAUAAUAUUUAAAUGUCAAGGCCCAUUAAUGAAGCUUCAAAUCAGUUGUAAUAUUUUUUUCAGAAGAGUCUGCAUAAUUCUAAAUUAAUGUCUGUUAAGUCAAAAUGUAUAAAUAUUUACUUAAAAAUAAAACUUUUUUUGAAAUGUG
This is a messenger RNA of Carcharodon carcharias (great white shark), 5712 nucleotides long. RefSeq names its product oxysterol-binding protein-related protein 2-like. Gene Ontology annotation, cellular component: cytosol; intracellular membrane-bounded organelle; membrane. Bases 397 to 1842 code for a protein of 481 amino acids. The transcript has 16 exons. The record is from RefSeq and is a predicted model, not a curated record. Gene Ontology annotation, molecular function: cholesterol binding. Lineage: Eukaryota; Metazoa; Chordata; Chondrichthyes; Lamniformes; Lamnidae.